Molecule: messenger RNA, 883 nt
Organism: Solea solea (common sole)
Lineage: Eukaryota; Metazoa; Chordata; Actinopteri; Pleuronectiformes; Soleidae
Gene: cldn23.1
Product: claudin 23.1
Exons: 1
Coding region: 1-825 (274 amino acids)
Biological process (GO): cell adhesion; bicellular tight junction assembly
Cellular component (GO): plasma membrane; bicellular tight junction
Molecular function (GO): structural molecule activity
Source: RefSeq, a predicted model, not a curated record
AUGCCGAGGAGAACCGCGCAGGAAUGGAUCCGCUUAUCCCUGCGCACACCGGGGAUUCUCAUCUUCGGAAUGGUCAUGGCCCCCUGCGGAUGGGUCCUGGACCUGACCGCUACCGUGGCCCCCAGCUGGAGGACCCUGAACAACCUCCCUAACAGACCGACCAGUGAGUACAUCGAGCAGGGCAUCUGGGACAUCUGCAGGAGGACCACGUCCUCACCGAGGGGCGAGUGCUCCCUGGAGGACACCACCUACUUCGACAACGAGAUCAUCGAUGUCGCGCAGGGUCUAAUGGUCGCCUCCUUGGUCGUGACUCUAAUCGGUUUGGCCGUGGCCAUACCAGGAGUCCGCUGCUGGAGGGACAGACCCAACUGGAUCGCGGCAGGUCUGGGCGGACUCCUGAUCUUCCUCUCGGGCGUCAUGACCAUCAUCCCCAUCGCGUGGUAUACCCACAUAAUCAACGACGUCACCACGGUGUCCCCGGUCAUCGACGUGCAGGUGGGCUACUGCAUCGUGCUGGGCUACAUCGGCGGCAUCUUCGAGAUCCUCGGCGGGUUCGUGAUGUUCAUCGGCAUCUGCCGCUGCUGCGGCGGGAGGAACCGCGGCGAAGUGCGCGUGGAGGAUGCCCGGGGCACCCAGUUCAGGCAGAAGCCCCCGCCGAGACCCACGAUCAUCCCGAGCCUGGACCGCAGGAGCAACCCCAGCACCACCGUGCCCUACUCCAAAGACUCCCUGGACGACGACGUCUCCUUCCCCCGAGCCAAGAGUCCGGGAGUCCGGUCAGUCAACACCUCAUACAGCGGCAGACCCGGGGACGCGGACCUAUGAGGAGCCACAUCUGAACUCAGACACCACAAAGACCAAGUCCAAAGAAAGACAACCUGAA